CUUUCUAGCCUUCUUUUUAAUAUUCCGUGUAUCUUUUUCCCUUCCUUUCCUCCCUGCCCCCUUUCCAGCAUCUCUCUCUCUCUCUCUUUCAUUCUGUCUUCCUUUUUCAGCUCCCUGUUCUCCUUCCCCUUUUCCAGACUCCCUGCCCUCUUCCUCUCUCAUCCCUCUGUUCCAGACUCCUUUCUACCCCUUAUCCCCCCCUUUCCCACUGCUCCCUUUCUCAUCCCCCCUUCCCAUCCUUACUGCCUUCUUUCUCUUUAUCCAUGCUUCUCCAGCCUCCUCCCCCAUUCUCCUUUUUCCAAUGCCCUCCACCCCGCUCAUCUUUCCUUUCCAAUCUCCUCUUCUUCCCUUUUUCCCAUUCUCAUCCUCCUUUUCUCCAGCCCCCUUUAUCCCCCCUCCUGCCCAGUCCCAUACUUCCCUAACUUAGGUCUCUUUCUAAGCACCCAAGUCCCUCGUCUGAAGGAAUCGGCCAGGCCUCAGAUGGAGCUGUUGUCGUGACAACCUAAAGGAGCAUCAGGCUUUGAUCAGGGCUGGCUUCUGCUGAAGGGGGCAGUUGUGUGGAGAGGCAGGGGAUGGGGGGUGUGUGCAGUGGUGGGAGGGGGGAAGUGGCGGGUGAGGAGAUGCUGCUGCUCAGGGCUCCCUUCCCCCCCCCCUUCCCCGCGUGCUCCUGCUGUAGUGCUGAGCUUCUGUUUCACGAGUAAAGCUCCCUCCCUCCCUCCCCUCCUUGCCUCACUCCGCCUGGGAAAGUGGGUUAGGAAGGGAGCUCAGCGCUCAGAGAUUGCACAGCCACUCGCAGGAGCAUCCACACGCGGAGGGGAAGCACACAGGACUCUUCUUUUUCAUUUUCAUUUUUUAACCAUCACUCCAGAGACGUUUAAUUAUUUUUUUACAUCUGCUUUUUUUUUCUCUUGCUUUGUUUUGAUCUCUUCCCCAAGCACCCCAUCCCCUUCUUUUUUGUUGGAGGCUUUUGCUCAGACUUUUUGGAAAAAAAUAUUUUAGCUAAGUCAGCACAAGACUGAAAAGACCGAGAGAAAGUGGCAGCUAAGAGACUGCAAAAUCACCUCUUCCUGGGGUUCUCCAGCAGAGACAGAGUUGUACAUUAUUUUUACUGUGUUUUCACAUACAGCUCUCUAGCUCUCUAUCUAGCCAUAUACACGUGCAGAGAGAGACAAGUACAUACACUGAAACUCAACCAGCCCAACCAUGGGAGGAAGGGCUCAGCCUGAUCGGAAACAAUUACCGUUGGUCCUACUGAGAUUGCUUUGCCUUCUCCCUACAGGGCUGCCAGUCCGCAGCUUGGAUUUUACCCGAGGCACCGAUAACAUCACCGUGAGGCAGGGGGAUACGGCCAUCCUCAGGUGUUAUGUAGAAGACAGAAGCUCCAAAGUGGCCUGGUUAAACCGUUCUGGCAUCAUUUUUGCUGGACAGGACAAGUGGUCCCUGGACCCUCGGGUAGAACUGGAGAAACGAACCCCUCUGGAAUACAGCCUCCGGAUCCAGAAAGUGGACGUCUAUGAUGAGGGGUCCUAUACAUGCUCAGUGCAGACACAGCAUCACCCCAGGACUUCCCAGGUUUAUUUGAUUGUGCAAGUUCCACCAAAGAUCUCCAAUAUCUCCUCGGAUGUCACUGUGAAUGAGGGCAGCAAUGUGACCCUGGUGUGCAUGGCAAAUGGACGCCCCGAGCCUGUCAUCACCUGGAGACACCUCACCCCGACAGGAAGAGAAUUUGAAGGCGAGGAAGAGUACCUGGAGAUCCUAGGGAUCACACGGGAGCAAUCUGGCAAGUACGAGUGCAAAGCCGCCAAUGAAGUUUCCUCGGCAGAUGUCAAGCAAGUCCGGGUCACUGUGAACUACCCUCCCACUAUCACCGAAUCUAAGAGCAAUGAAGCUGCCACGGGACGGCAAGCCUUACUCAAGUGUGAGGCAUCAGCAGUGCCCACGCCUGAUUUUGAGUGGUACAGAGAUGACACCAGGAUAAACAGUGCCAAUGGCCUGGAGAUCAAGAGCAUGGGGAGCCAGUCCCUCCUGAUGGUGGCCAAUGUCACUGAAGAACACUAUGGCAACUACACCUGUGUGGCUGCCAACAAGCUGGGAGUCACAAAUGCCAGCCUAUACCUUUACAGACCUGGCACAGGGAGAGUAGACAACGGUUCAAUGAGUUUGGCCGUACCACUGUGGCUGCUGGCAGUGUCCCUGCUCUGCCUACUUAGCAAAUGUUAAUAAAAUCAAAUUAAAAAACCCAACAACAACAGCAACAAUAACAACACACAAAACAAAGCGCGUCAUACAGGAGACAGAGCGAGAAAAAGAGGGGGAGAGAGAGAGGACUGGUUCUUUCACAACUUUUAUGUGUUCAGGAGCAAAGGGGGGGGGGAAUUACAGCGAAGACGAAUCAGCAACAUUUAUUCCGAAUUAUGACAAGACGUCUGUCAAGCCAUCGACCACCCGGGAAGUGACGCGGAGCGCAGGAGAGAACGGGGUGCUGGGUGGGGACCGCGUUGUGCCAAAGACGCCGAGAUGUAAAAAAAACACCCAACCAACCAGAUUUCUUGUUUUCCCCCUUCUUUCCUUAGUCCUCUUUCUUUCGUCUUCUGAAAGAGAAGGUCUUUGCUGUGAUGUUUAUAGCCACUUAACCCCUUGAUUCCCUUGGCCACUUGGUGAGCUGACUCUCCACCAGUUCAGACUUUUGGAAAGCAGUAAUCCAGAUCCCUUUUGCAUACUGGUGUCCCACGAAGAAACCCCACGCCUCCUCCCUCCCAUCCCUUGCACCCUCGUUGGCCCCCUCCCUUAUGUCCCUUCUCCUCCAAUACCUCCCUCUCUGCCCUGAGCUCAAGCUAUGUUGACUAUGCUACAAACACACUGUUUUUAUUCUCCUCUUCUCCCCCUGUAUUUGGCCGGGUGUCUCUGUCUCCCGUGUGUGUCUGUGUGUGUGUGUGUCUCUCUCUCUAAAGCAUGCAAAGAGAAUGGUCCAUAUGUACAUAAGCUCAUCAUGCUGUAGAUAAAGUUCUGCACCGUAAGUGUGAGACAUGGUGCUGAGAGAUCACUUGAGCAGAUGUGGGGGGCGGGGAGCACGUCAGCUGUGGCACUGGUUCAGAUGGGACCCUGUCCCCCAGCUGGCUUUUGCCUUGACAUCCUCCUGGCCGUAUUGUUGGAAGCGUCAAUCUCCAUACUUUUUUAACCGUUCUCUGAUCAACCCCACCCGGCUGGCACUCAGCUGUAGUGCAUCAGAAUAGUGGCUCCUGCUUCAUGUCUGUGGUUGUGUGUAUGUCCAAACAGGUAGAAAAUCAAUGUGACUGAUCCGUAGGACCAUAGAUGGCAGCACUUCAAGAGCACUGCUCCAGUACCCACUCCUGGGGGGUUUGGGAAGAGAGGUAAAUCAGUGAGAUAACUUGGGCUUCACUGAUCUUCUCCACCUGUAGGUAUGGCAUGGCCAUUAAAUAUCUCUUAACAGAAAAGCCUCCAAAUGGUAAUCCAUAACCGUUCAGUAUUGCUAUAGAAAUGAACCUUUUGUCCCUCUGACCUCCUUGUUACAAUCAAAGCAAACCUGUAAAUGUCUUUCUCGGCCACCAUGAAAAUACCUAGACGGAGCUUCUUUAAUUUUAUGCUUUAAAGAAAAUUCAGAUUGGUUCAGAAAGUGGCCAGAACCUGGGACUGUAAAAAAGCUGGGGUCAAAAUUCUUGGCAUACAAGAAAGAAGCUUUGGGUGGCGCACUGAAGAGAGUUACAAGGGGUUACACAGUAUGGGGAGGAGUAUUUUAUUGACCGAUAUGUAACACGUCAAGGUUCCUAAGGUUGUUUCUAGACAUCCUUGCCCUCUGGAUGGUCAGAGGAGGAGGUAGUUGAUGAAAGAAACUCUAGUGACACCUGCUGGAGAAGAGGUGGUGGAUCUCAGAGUAGGUCACUUGAAACAGAGUUACUGAAAUGCUACCUAUCUGUUGGAAUCUGCCAUUUCAACAACAGGUCCUGCAGGAUGUGAUGUAAGCAAUGGGACACGUGCAAAUCUGAAGAGCUUCACAUAUCCCAUUGGCUGUACUGAUCAUCUGUGAAAGGGGACAGCUGGGUUAAUGCACCAGUGUUUGUUUCUGGCAACCUGUGUUUAAAUACGCCUAGGGUCACAAGUGCCAUGAUCUGGGUGUCCACAGCAGAGGAUGUGUUGGGACUGCCAGUCCCUUCUCUUUUUCAGCAGAGCCUCUGGAACUGGUUUAGCAGCGGUGCUGUGGGUCAGGAUUUAGGAGCUGCGCAGUGGCCUUUACUGUGUCCUACUCCAAUUUCCUAAGCAGUAAAAAUUCGCUUCUUUCCACCCCACCCCCCACAAAUAAAUACAAUUCAGAUCUGCCUGGAAUUUGCUGUAAAAACUUAGCGGAGGUAGGACGGAAAUCUCUCUGGCUUGAGCAGGCUUAUGAAAGGGGAGACUGAUCACCAGAAAGCAAUGAGUUAAUUCUGUUUUGUGUUUCAGUCCUUCCCUUUACUCAGCUGAGACGAAAUCUGCAAGAGGCUCCCUAUUAUUCAGUGCCGGCUCAACACGGCAGCGCUUACCUUGAUCAAGCAGCUCUACAGCACGGCCUCUUUUCUGCUGAGCGAGGCAGUUUUGGGGCAGAGACAGACAAUCAAUUAAAGAGGCAGCCUGGCGUCUCGCAGCCAAUAAGACCUGCAGAUAAAUAUUAGUCUUUGAGUGUCUUUUAGGGGAGGAGAGCAGAGAAACGGGCCUGCAGGAUGUCACCAGUCAAGGGAAGGGGGUUUUCCCCCAUCCCUCAAGGUAUGUGCUCAGUUCAAGGUGAGCUCUGCUGUGUUUUGGGAUACUGGAGAAUAAUCCCCACAAAAAUCACACCCCAGAAUAUGUGUGUGUGGGCCCUGAUAACAGAUAUGACACCAUCACUGCUUGGGAGGGGUUUGAAAUCAUUCAGUGACCCAGAGUGAGGGCUCAGCUUUUGUCCUCUGGUGCAAGGGGCUAGGCGUUGUGACCUCUCCCGGUGGGACUGAAUCCAGUGGGGCCAGACAACGAGGCACAGACCUUCAGAGGUAUUUAGGCGCCUGGCUCCCGUUGAACUCGCUGGGCAUUAGGCACCUAAAUACCAUUGAGAAUCUGGGCCUUAACCUGUAGGUGACCUACUGACCCAUGAGCCCUGCAGAGUCUCUUAGGACAGGAGCCCUCUAGCCCCUGCUGGUGAUUCUUUCUGAGUCUGAUGGGUUUUGCUGUAGGGAGGGGAGUGAUUCUACAAGUCCAGCAGCAGAUAUUGCACUUGGGGGAUGGACUAUGCACCAUCUCCCACAUAUUGGCUCAUUUGAUAUUGUAGGGUUGCUCAGAGGUGGUGGGCUGCCCGCCCUGAUUUGUUACUGUAGGGAGAACGUCCAGGGUUGUUUAUGAGGACUGGGCUGAACACAUUGUUUCAUCAGUGUAGGAUUGCUCAGGAGUGCUGAGCUGUACACACCGGUUUGUUAUUGUAUGGGUCCUCACAAGUACUGGGCUCCUGGCAGUGAAUUGUUUUAAAUGUUUGUAGAAAAAAGAGCACUGAAGCUUUUGUUUUGGGGAAAAAAACCACACACAACAACAACAACAAAAAUCCCAGACUUUUGGAACAGAAAAAGACAAAGAUGGUUGGGAGGAACCAUUCUGUCUAGUGGUUAGAGCUGAGGUCUGCCAGUUAGGACUCCUGGGUUCUACUCCUGACUGUGCCCCUGACUCUUUGAGUGAGUCUGUGCCUCAGUUUCUCCUCUGUAAAAUGGGGCUGGGGCGCUGGCUCUGGGGAGCUCACAGACAUUGCAGUCCCAGCUUUUCUCAGCAGGACACAGUGUAGGAACUCUGGGGGUAAUGAGAUUCACUCUGCAAUACAGCUGCUGAAAGGCAUGAUCAGUAGCGUUGGAACAGUUUGUAUAGUGGGUGCGUGGGGAGCCAUUGAACCAAACGGUGAACACUGGAUAUGGUGGAAACCACUUCAAACUCGGGGAAGCCGCUGUACCUCCAGCACCCCUGGGCAUGAUGCAAGUGCAUAGUAUUACAGCUAUUUUGUUUGCUUCUGGGAUCUCCACUCUUGACAGUGUCUGUCCCUUUAACUUGAGAGCUGGGGUGGGGGAAUACUUAUUUAAUUUUUUAACAGAGCCAAUCCUGCAAGUUGCUGAGCAUCUCCUGAGAGGUCCUGAGCACUCACCAUUUCCAUUGAAGUCAAUGAGGGUUGCACAACGCCUCCCAAGAUCAGGGCCAUAGUGAAGAAGGGAAAAGGCAUUUUCCUUGAUCAUUUCUUCAGCCCUGUGGAUAAUUACGUUGAAAAGACAUAUCCACCAGUGCAGAGCCUUUCUCCUGAGGCCACCCCCAAUGGCCCUGCUUCUCUGGCCCCCUUUCCCCCCUCCUCAAAAUCCGCUCACGUGUUUGCUGCCCUGCCCCUCAGUGGGAUUUGGAAUGGGAGACCAGGUCCUUGAGAGCGUAGGUGUAAUUGUGUUUGAUUGAUGGAGGUUUAACAUUUAGUGGUAUUAAAAAAAAAAAGAGAUUGUAUUUCUUCCACGAGUUUGUAAAUAUACGAGAGUGACAUGAGAUGGCCCCUAAUGUCCAAGCAGCGGAACAAACGCUUCGAUUUAAUAUAUGGCCCCCCCACUGGCUCGCAGACUUCUAACCCUUUUCAGGUUACCAGUGGGCGGGGGCGGGGGGGGCAACUUUCUGAAAGGAAAUGAACGGUGUGAACGCAGCCCUCUGGGGCCACCUGAACGCCAUACAUGAUUGCAGCGUGUUGUCUGUAUGUGUCUGGCUGGGUGAAGAAUGAAGCGAUGCAUGGCUGUGAAAUGCUGGGAAGGUGGACGUGAAAAUCUCCAGUUAACGCAGGUGUCUCAGCAUUAUGAGCCUUUUCCAGACCACAACUUCCAGACACGUAGAGUAGCAAUGUAGACCCCUGCUGUCUCCACCAACAAAGUUGUGUGGACCAGGGUUACCAUCAGGGUCAUGUUAACGGUGACAUUAACAAGGUUUUUUGGUUCUUUGUGUAAACUAAUUUACAGCCUGAGUUUACACCCCUUUACAUCGCAUUUACUGUUCAGGAAUCAGGGCAAAAGCCAAUUUUCUCCCAUGCCAGACCAAGAGUCAAUCACAGAAUGUUCAGAAGUCCACCCACCUACCCACCCCUAUUUCAAUGCUCAGAUUGGACUUCAGAUACAGAUGCAUUCAGUCCAUGCACCUACGUACCUUUCUGAGCAUCCAAUUAAGGUGCCCUUGUUUCAAAACUGAGCCCAUGGCAUUAACUUAGUAAACUUCAUUUUUCACACAUUUUCCAGGCCAUGUAGAAGUAGCAAGUCUGGAAGGAAAUUUGGGGCAAUGACCGAGGAUUCAUGGGCAUUUGGGGGAGUGGAGCUGGGGAGAGUUUAACCUCACUCUCAGCCCUUCCACAAGAAGACAUUUUGGUCAGGCCUUCAUAUAUUGCUCAUUUCCUUCACAUCGUCUUAUGAAGGAAUCCAGGUGUGUAGUAAGGAAGUGUUUCCUCUCCCAAGUCUAAUAGUACAAUCCAUGUCCUCUGCUCCAACCCCACCGACCCAUGGCCGAAAUCUCAUGGUGCUUGACAUCACACAGCGAACCACACCAAAUGGUGCCAUGGAAUACAGUCUUGGGGAGGUGAGGCAGAGCUGGAAGUUCUAAGUCUCCCUCCUGCGGGUGGCAAAAGCUUAUUUCAUUUUUCACAAGUGCACAGAAAAGACUGUGAAAAGAGACCUCUCCCAUGAGGAGCAGAGUGGUGGGGGCAGGAAGAGAGAAUUAAACUAGGAGAUGGUCUCCCAGGCUAUGUCGUUAAUAAAAAAGUUAGGGCCAUGUGCUGUUCGCAAUCUAUGCACAGAAUUCCCAGGCACAUCAAUGAGGAAGACCAUUGGCUCUCAGCAUCGUUUCAAAGGGGUAUAUUUCCAGUGUGGUGCCUCGGAGAGUUAGCUGCAUGACUCCUCUGGACAUUAAGGGGUGUGUCCAACUGUUGAACCAUCCCCCUGUUCCCCUCUAUUUAACAUGCUGGGGAAAGUUCCCUUCCCACCUACAUCUUACAGUGUGACACCUCAGCAUGGUUUCUAUGGGGGUUGUUUUCCCCAAAGGCCUAAUCUCAGGUGUUCACUUGUUUUCCUAUCUCACUAGCUCAGCGGGGAGGAAAUCAGCUUGGUAAGGAUGCCAGCAAAAUCCCCUAUCCAGGCAUGGCUUGGGGAGGCACCUGUAUGGCAAGCCAGCCACCCUGAAAAGAGCAAGGAAAAGAGGACAUCCCCUCUAAAUUAGCCCAGGAACCUCAUUGCAGGUUCAGCUUAGCUAGUGCCACCAAAAGGUCGUGCAAACCUUUAAGGAGUACACGAGACAGUAGAGGAAGGGAGGGUGCUCAACAGUCAGGACAGGAUUACAGAGCUGGUGGUGGGGCUGACUUCAUGACAAGGCUGUUUGGGGAGCACAUUAGGGGGCAAAGGCCUAUCCAACAAAGGAAGUCUCCAGGCGGGGCAGGGAACUACCUCUCCCCAAUUUGUGUAUAUCUUCAGCUGACUUCCCGAGCCCCGUGGGGAACGUGCGUUGUGAUACCCUAAUUGGGGCCCCAUCCAUCAACAUCUCAGCAUAUCUGUGAAAACAGAGGGAUUGAACUGAGCCCUGCUAUCUGUCCUCAGUCAAACCCUUUACUUCCCUCUAAGAAUGCCUAGCACCUCUUAUGGAAUGUGAGUAUGUGUGUGUGUCUACAUCUAGUAUUCGCAGGCCGCAAGGAGCAAGACCACCUAGGAAACUAUCCACAAGGAGAGAACUUCCCAGCUGAGGAGUGUCUUCCAGCUCUGAAGUUAUUUCAUUUGCUCCCUUUUUCAGUCACACAGAUAAUCAUGCCUCCCGAUAUCCCUACAACACACACAUGCCACCUUCCUCCAAAAAUCCCUCACACAGCCACCACACCACUCUCCUUUCCCAGACCCCCGGUGACACAUGCAACAUGACACACACUUCUCAAUUUGCUUUUAGCAAUUUGUCUAUAGAAAGCCAUCAGCUGCAUGGUUUGUGGUGACUUUCUACAAACAAGGAAAGGGUGCGGGGGGAGGGGAGAGUAAAAAUUGGCUCCACCAGCUGCCCCCAAACCUUUCAGUUUCCUCAGCUGGAGCUAAGUUUCAUCCUCCAAGCCUUAGGGAGGAGGUCCAGUGUCCCUUCUUCUUGCUACACAGUGGGGUGGUUAGAACUCUUCUCAUUAACAGUGUUAUAUACAUAUAAAUAUAUAUAUAUAUCUCUAUAUCUUUAUAUAUAUUUUUCCCCAGCACCGUAGACAUGAGCUGAACGUCUCUUUAAUGAAACAAGAACACGGCCAUUUUAUUUUUUGCCAUUGGUUUGUUUUCAGAUACUAGCUCUGUGGAAGAAAACUUUAAAUGCGCAAGUGUGUGUGUGUUAAAAAAAAAAAGAAGAA
Molecule: messenger RNA, 9373 nt
Organism: Chelonia mydas (Green sea turtle)
Lineage: Eukaryota; Metazoa; Chordata; Testudines; Cheloniidae
Gene: LSAMP
Product: limbic system associated membrane protein
Exons: 7
Coding region: 1204-2220 (338 amino acids)
Cellular component (GO): neuron projection
Source: RefSeq, a predicted model, not a curated record